CAGAAUUAGUGUUCUAAACAAUGGCUGCCCCCAUGCCUAAUUUUUCAGUUGGGGAAACAAGCCGAGAUAAAUUAAAGAAUGAUCCCAAAUUAAGGCCAGAAGACGUACAGAACUUUUCUUUUAUAAUAAAUAAUAUUAUUGGAGAAAAGAAACAUAGACAAAAUGCAUUCCUUCCACUUGGCACUGUACCUGGAAUGGGUAAAUCUAGAGAAGAAGUUUUUAUUGCCAGUAUAUUUGAGAGUUGUGCUUUCAAAGCUACAGCAAGUUGUGUAAUUGGCUUUGCAUUAGGUGGAGCUUUUGGUUUGUUUACUGCAGGUGUUGAUCCAAUGUCAACUAUAUCUCCUGAAACACCCACAACUCGUAUGGUUCUGAAAGAAAUGAAGCUACGGUUUCUGUCUUAUGGCAAAAAUUUUGCUUUAGUUGGGGCCAUGUUUGCGGGUACAGAAUGUUUAUUAGAAACACAUAGAGGAAAAUCAGAAUUAUUAAAUGGAACAUUAUCUGGUGGCAUUGUUGGCGGAGUUCUAGGAUUGAGAGCUGGUCUUAAAGCAGGUUUACUUGGUGCUGCCGGGUUUGCUUUGUUCUCUACAGCUAUAGAUUAUUAUUUACGGCAUUGAUGUUUUAUAUAGAGACUAGAGCAGAAUAGACUAUAGAUAUUUAUGUGUUAAACCAGACAUAAGCAUCUGGUAAAAAUGAUUGAUAACUGUGUAUUGGAGUAAGAAGGGACUACAGUUCUAAAGUUAUGACUUCUAACUUAAAACAUAUUUCACCCAAUUUGGUCAUUCAUAGAAUUUUUUCUAUGGUUAUCAAAGCCUGUAUAAAUGAAGAGACAUAGAGCUUUAAGGAGCUAUCUAAACAUUUGCUUUAUCUAUAGACAAAAGCUUAUCAAAGAUCUACAAAAUGCUUGUUCUGUUUGAGCCUCAAAUAUUGAACUAUUAUUAAUUGAACUGGAAAUAAACAGUACACAAUUCUAUGGAAUACAACUAGUGUUUAUUACUAAGGAACCUUUUGACUAGGAUUCUCUAGUUUUUUUCUAAUAGAAUCAUAUUUAAAACAUCCUUCAGUAAUUGUAUUCCAUAGAAUUGAUUCCUGUGUCACUCCACUCAACACGAAUUCAUAAAAAUAUAAAAUAGCGGACAAUUAGCGACUACUUUCAUUUCAUUGUAGAUUUCAGUUGCAAAAUUUAAAGUGAUUUCAAGGUUGAAGUAAAAUAAAACUAUAGCAGAUUGUUAUGUAUAUAAAUGUUUACUAGAAUUAAAACCAUUUUAUUUAAAUCAUUUAAUAAAAAUAUAUAUAUCUU
Molecule: messenger RNA, 1297 nt
Organism: Patella vulgata (common limpet)
Lineage: Eukaryota; Metazoa; Mollusca; Gastropoda; Patellidae
Product: mitochondrial import inner membrane translocase subunit Tim22
Exons: 4
Coding region: 21-614 (197 amino acids)
Biological process (GO): protein insertion into mitochondrial inner membrane
Cellular component (GO): TIM22 mitochondrial import inner membrane insertion complex
Molecular function (GO): transmembrane protein transporter activity
Source: RefSeq, a predicted model, not a curated record